CUGGCCUUAGGCGCAGCUGCUUGAGGAGGGAGGAGUUACCACCGCUGCUCGGCAAUGAUGGCAGUGACCUAAAAUCCUCAGGAAGCCGCAGGGUCAUGGCCCAGAAGCACCCGGGAGAAAGAAGGUUGUGUGGAGCCCACCGCAGUGGUGGUUCCUCCCUCAGUACAUCAGGAUCCUCUGUGGACCCCGAAAUACUUUUAUUCUCAGGACUCAGGGACUCAGCAGAGACUGCUCCUAAUGGUACACGACGCCUCAAAGAGCACUCCGGCCCUAAGUACACACAGCCUCCAAAUCCAGCCCACUGGUCGGAUCCAAGCCAUGGUCCUCCAAGGGGUCCAGGACCACCUAGAGGAGGAGGCUACCCUGAUGAGAGCGAGACAGGUUCAGAAGAGUCAGGAGUGGACCAGGAACUCUCAAGAGAGAAUGAGACUGGGUACCAGGAUGAUGGGAGUCCUUCUUUUCUUUCCAUUCCAUCUGCUUGUNACUGCCAGGGAAGCCCUGGNGUNCCCGAAGGGACUUACUCCGAGGAAGGAGAUGGCUCUUCUNGCAGCCUUUGCCACCAUUGCACCUCUCCAGCCUUGGGGGAAGAUGAAGAGUUGGAAGAAGAAUAUGAUGAUGAGGAACCUCUUAAAUUUCCCAGUGAUUUUUCACGUGUGUCCAGUGGAAAGAAACCCCCGUCCCGGAGGCAGAAGCACCGUUUUCUGAUCAAGGAGGAUAUUCGGGAUAGUGGACGCAGAGAACCCAAGGCCCCAGGUCGUCAUCGGCUGGCCCGAAAAAGAAGUCAGACAGAUAAGCGCAGAGGCCUGGGACUGUGGGGAGUAGAGGAACUNUGUCAGCUUGGACAAGCAGGCUUCUGGUGGCUGAUUGAACUUCUGGUAUUGGUGGGAGAGUAUGUGGAAACCUGUGGCCAUCUCAUUUACGCAUGCAGGAAGCUGAAAGGCAGUGACCUGGACCUUUUUCGAGUCUGGGUGGGGGGCUGGGCCCCCGUGAUGUUCAAGUUUCUAAGCCAGAGCUGCUUCUGUGUGGCGGUGCUGCUCAUCUGUAUUCUUAGGGUAGUGGGUGCUUUCCUCCUCCUGGCUCUCGCCCUAUUUUUGGGAUGUCUACAGUUGGGCUGGAGGUUUUCGGUGGGACUGGGCAACCGGUUAGGCUGGAGGGAUAAGACCGCUCAGCUGUUCUCUUGGCUGGGUUCUCCAGCCUUGCAUCAUUGCUUGACUCUGCUGAAAGAUAGCAGGCCAUGGCAGCAGCUGGUAAGGUUAAUACAGUGGGGCUGGCAGGAGCUGCCCUGGGUCAAGCAGAGGACUAAGAAACAGGGCAAUGCACCUGUAGCUAGUGGGCGAUACUGCCAGCCUGAAGAGGAAGUGGCCCGACUCUUGACCAUGGCUGGGGUUCCUGAAGAUGAACUAAACCUUUUUCAUGUGCUGGGGGUUGAAGCUACAGCNUCNGACACUGAACUAAAGAAGGCCUAUAGGCAGCUAGCAGUAAUGGUCCAUCCUGAUAAAAAUCACCAUCCCCGGGCUGAGGAGGCCUUCAAAAUUUUGCNGGCAGCUUGGGACAUUGUCAGCAACCCNGAGAGGNGGAAGGAAUAUGAGAUGAAACGAAUGGCAGAGAAUGAGCUCAGCCGGUCAGUGAAUGAGUUUCUGUCGAAGCUACAAGAUGACCUCAAGGAGGCAAUGAACACGAUGAUGUGCAGCAGAUGCCAAGGAAAGCAUAGGAGGUUUGAAAUGGACCGGGAACCCAAGAGUGCCAGAUACUGUGCUGAGUGUAACAGGCUGCAUCCUGCUGAGGAAGGAGACUUCUGGGCAGAGUCGAGCAUGCUGGGCCUCAAGAUCACCUACUUUGCGCUGAUGGAUGGAAAGGUGUAUGACAUCACAGAGUGGGCUGGAUGCCAACGUGUGGGUAUCUCCCCAGAUACCCACAGAGUUCCUUACCACAUCACAUUUGGUUCUCGGGUACCGGGCGCCAAGAGGGCCACUCCAGAGUCCCCUCCUGCUGACCUGCAGGAUUUCUUGAGCCGAAUCUUUCAAGUACCUCCGGGGCCGGUGUCCAAUGGGAACUUCUUUGCCGCACCUCACCCUGGCCCUGGGACCACUUCNACCUCUAGGCCCAACAGUUCAGUACCCAAGGGAGAAGCCAAACCUAAACAGCGGAAGAAAGUGAAGCGGCCCUUUCAACGAUGACACCCCUUCUCUUCCUUCCUCAAAUCAAUGUCAGGGAGUCAAAAGGGCUGUGUACAGCACAGGGUGGAAUUUGAUUUAUUUUAAAAUACUUUAAAAAGGGAAACAUUUUAAAUUGUUCACUCAGUAUUUAGAGGAAACCCAUGACCUCUUCUCCCUCUUCCCCAACACCCAGGAACUGAAUCUUGUUUUCUGACAAUACCAAAGAAUAGGAGGUGGUUAGAGCAAAGAACUUCAGGGGCUGGACCUAGUCCAGACAGUACGCUUCUGAGGUGUGGGAACUGGGGAUUUCUCUGGGGGCUGUAUGCCUUUAUCUUAUCAUCUGCUCUUAAGAGCAGAUGAAACACACCCCCUUUUAAAUGAGUGUAUCUUAUUUCUUAAACCCAUAUCAGGGGUUCCCCUCCCCCCUUUACCCUGAUAUACUAGCUAAAAGAAAAAGCAUGUAGCCCUAAUUUUGGAGACACAGAACUCAAGAGUGGAAACUGA
This is a messenger RNA of Mus caroli (Ryukyu mouse), 2660 nucleotides long. Its product is annotated as dnaJ homolog subfamily C member 14. Gene Ontology annotation, molecular function: dopamine receptor binding. Lineage: Eukaryota; Metazoa; Chordata; Mammalia; Rodentia; Muridae. The record is from RefSeq and is a predicted model, not a curated record.